Molecule: messenger RNA, 2095 nt
Organism: Prunus mume (Japanese apricot)
Lineage: Eukaryota; Viridiplantae; Streptophyta; Magnoliopsida; Rosales; Rosaceae
Product: Protein kinase superfamily protein
Biological process (GO): protein phosphorylation
Molecular function (GO): ATP binding; protein kinase activity
Source: RefSeq, a predicted model, not a curated record
UUUUUAUUCUCUUCCUGCUUCAAAAUCAACUUUGCUUGCUUGCAUGGGGUUUUCUCUCUGUCUAUUUCAACUAUCAAAAUAAUAUAAAGGGCUUUAAUUUCUAUUUAAUUUCCUUGUGGGUCUACUACAUAUAUGUUUAUAUUGAUGAAGUUGAGUUGGGUGGUUUGGUAGAGGGGGGAAGUAGUAGUGUUGUCGGCGCAAGGUCACUUUCUGUCGGCAUUGUCUGUAUCCAACGAUGAUCAACAGACUGCAUUUCCCAUUAAUUUAAUAAAAAAUACACCAGAGAUAGAUGCUUCUCAGCUUCGAUUCUGUUUACAUUUUGAUUUCGACCUGCAUAUUCAUGCCUCUUUCUUUAUACUUAUAUCAACUGCAACUCUUGAUCAUAACUGGGUUUCUUUACUUUUGAUGCCUGCCUGCAUAUCCUCCUCUUUAGUUGUCCUUACUUUUAUUUGGGUUUCUUUUCCUCUCUGGCUGACUAACUUUGAUUUCCUUGCUGGGGUUUUACCGCAAACAAAAGUAUUCCAUUUCACUUUCCAUGUGGGAAUGUGAUGAAAUUUCAUUUGGGUGACAACAAUUGUACUGGGAGGCUCAUUCGUGUUGUCAUUGGCAAAUGAAGCUCGAGUUUUUAGACAUCUGGCUGGGUUACUUCUCUGGGAGUGCAGGUUCAAUGUAUGGUAAUUCGUUUUACAAUAAUAUUACCCCGCAUAGUUGAAGUGGUUCCCAUACCAAAUGUCAGCGUCUCUUGCAGCAAUAUUAGGAGGUGCUGCAGGAGCCGUGACUUUGGUGGGGAUAACUAUCAUACUCAUAUGGUUCUGUCUAUCUCACAAUAGGAGUGUAUCCAGAACUUCUGAAACAGGUUCUUCUGAUCCAUCUGUUCAAGUGGGAAGACAUGCUGGGGUUGAGUUGUCAAUGCGAGAAACAAGGCGUUUUCAGAUGGAAGAAUUGUCUCUGGCCACAAAAAAUUUCAGUGAUACAAACUUGAUUGGGGAAGGAAAAUUUGGGGAGGUAUACAUGGGUUUUCUUCAAGAUGGGAUGCUUGUUGCCAUCAAAAGGCGACCUGGAACACCUAGUCAGGAAUUUAUCAAUGAGGUACACUAUCUCUCAGCUAUUCAACAUCGGCAUAUUGUUACUCUCUUGGGUUACUGCCAGGAAAAUAAUCUACAGUUUCUUGUGUACGAGUAUAUUCAUAGUGGAAGUGUUUCCAGUCACCUGUAUGGCACUGGUCAGCAUUCACGUAAAAAGCUAGAAUUCAAGAACCGACUAUCAAUAGCUCUAGGGGCAGCUAAAGGUUUGGCUCAUCUUCAUUCUUUGAGUCCCCGUCUGGUGCAUAAAGAUUUUAAAACAGCCAAUGUUCUUGUAGAUGAAGAUCUACUAGCUAAGGUUGCAGAUGCAGGAAUCCGCAAUUUCCUUGGAAGAGUUGAUAUUGCAGGCCCAUCUUCUCAAGUGACUGCUGAUGAGAUUUUCCUUGCUCCAGAGGUGAGAGAGUUUAGACGAUUUUCGGAGAAAAGUGACAUAUAUAGCUUUGGUGUAUUCCUUCUGGAGUUAGUAAGUGGGCGAGAAGCAGGAGAAUUGGCAUCUUCCGACUCAAACCAGAACCUGGUUGAAUGGGUGCAAAACAUCCAAGAUAAUAGCAAUGUUUCGUGCAUCAUCGAUGAGAGAUUGGGGAAUAGCUUCACAGGUGAAGCUAUGGAAGGGUUCAUACACUUGAUUAUGCGAUGUUUGGAACCUUCAAGUGAGAGGCGACCAGCCAUGAGCCAUGUGGUAAUGGAGCUAGAUCGAAUACACGAGAAAGAGAUUAGCUUGACAACAAUCAUGGGGGAAGGACCCUCCACUGUGAUCCCAGGAAGUCAGUUAUUUAGAGCGACAAAAUAAGACAUUGUGUGCAGCCAAACAGUUAAAAGAGUGUGAUAUUUGUGAAAUACGUGUUUUUUUUUUUCUUGAAAAGGAAAAGGGAAAUUGUAUUACUUUUUUUUUUUUUUUUUUCCUUUCUGAAACAUUAGAGAAGAAGAGAUUCAGCUGUUUGAUAAGUGUAUAAAGAAGGGCUGGCAUUAUUUUUUGAUUAUUUUUACUUGAUAUAAAUGGAUGACAUUGACAA